Molecule: messenger RNA, 2408 nt
Organism: Clarias gariepinus (North African catfish)
Lineage: Eukaryota; Metazoa; Chordata; Actinopteri; Siluriformes; Clariidae
Gene: cpxm1b
Product: carboxypeptidase X (M14 family), member 1b
Exons: 13
Coding region: 3-2243 (746 amino acids)
Biological process (GO): proteolysis
Molecular function (GO): zinc ion binding; metallocarboxypeptidase activity
Source: RefSeq, a predicted model, not a curated record
CCAUGGCUUCCUCAUGGCAUCAGUCAUUUAUCUUGUGCUGUUUGGGUUUGCUCACCGGAACUGAAAUCAUUCUGGGCAGCAUUAACAGAUCUCCUACAUCUCCUUCCGUCAAUCAAACUUCACGUCCGACUGGAGCCACGGUGCUGAUCAGACACGGCACGAAGAGCGGGGAGGGAAAAGUCACUCCUACUAAAGCUCCUGUGAGAAGCUCCUCCACAAGCGCAAAGCCCACAGUGGUGCACUUCAGCACUGAAGAUCUGGAGGAGAAGAUCGAGCCAAACCUGGAGAGACGCUUGUGGGGUAGAGGAAAAGUGGACGAGCCAGCUGAGUUAGAAUGCCCUCCUCUUGGUUUGGAGAGUUUAAGAGUUAAAGAUGUCCAGCUACAGGCCUCAUCAUAUAAACGGCGCGGUCUCGGACCCCACCGCGGUCGACUCAACAUCCAGUCUGGUAUCGAAGACGGGGACAUUUAUGACGGAGCAUGGUGUGCACUACAGGAAGACAAGAAACAGUGGCUUCAGGUGGACGCUUUGAGAGCUACUCGCUUCACAGGGGUCAUCACCCAGGGCCGCAGCUCCAUCUGGAGCUGGCAUUGGGUUGAAACAUUCAAGGUGCAGUUCAGUAACGACUCCAUAAGCUGGAAGCCCUGCAUGAACGGGACACAAGAGGCGGUGUUUGAGGGGAAUCGGGACACGGAGACUCCAGUUAUGGCCAUUUUCCCCAAAUCUGUGGUGGCACGGUUCAUUCGGAUCAACCCACAAACCUGGUUUAAAAACGGAACCAUCUGCUUGCGUGCAGAAGUCUUGGGAUGUGCACUACCAGACCCGAAUAUAUUUUACCAUCAGCAAGAGGAAGAGAAAUCACAGUACAAACUUGACUUCAGACAUCACAAUUACAAGGAAAUGAGGAAGCUGAUGAGGACGGUGAACGAGGCUUGUCCAAACAUCACACGCAUCUACAGCAUCGGGAAGAGCUACAUGGGCCUGAAACUGUACGUGAUGGAGAUCUCUGACAACCCGGGCAAACACGAACUGGGUGAGCCGGAGUUCCGGUACGUGGCUGGGAUGCACGGGAACGAGGUACUGGGGCGAGAGCUGCUGCUGAACCUGAUGCAGUACAUCUGUCAGGAAUACAAGCAGGGCAACCAGCGCAUAGUCCAUCUGGUUAAAAACACUCGCAUCCACCUGCUGCCCUCCAUGAACCCCGACGGCUAUGAGAUGGCCUACAAGAAGGGAUCCGAGCUCGCCGGCUGGGCUUUGGGUCGUUUCAGCUACGAAGGCUACGACAUGAACAACAACUUCGCCAAUCUGAACUCGGUGAUGUGGGACGCCAUGGAGCUGGAGACGGACAAGUCGAAACUCAUUAACCAUUACAUCCCUAUUCCUAAACAGUACACAUCGAAGGAUGCAGUGGUUGCCCCGGAGACGCGCUUGGUGAUCACCUGGAUGCAGUCGAUCCCUUUCGUACUGAGCGCCAACCUGCAUGGUGGCGAGCUGGUGGUCACAUACCCCUUCGACAUGGCACGAGACUGGGCUGCUCGCGAGCACACCCCCACCCCGGACGACAGCUUCUUCCGCUGGCUCGCCACCGUCUACGCCAGCACCAACCACGUCAUGUCCAAUGGAGACCGCCGGCCGUGCCACAACAAGGACUUCACUCGGCAAAACAACAUCAUAAACGGCGCUAAUUGGCAUACUGUGCCCGGCAGCAUGAAUGAUUUCAGCUACCUGCACACAAACUGCUUCGAGGUGACGGUCGAGCUGUCGUGUGAUAAAUUCCCUCACGCUGGCGAGCUGCCCUUAGAGUGGGAGAACAACAGGGAGUCGCUGCUGGUCUACAUGGAGCAGGUCCACCGAGGCAUUAAAGGAGUCAUAAAGGACAAAAUCACCAAGGCUGGAAUCGCAGACGCCAUCGUGAAGGUGGACGACAUCGACCAUCACAUCAGAUCUGCACCAGACGGUGAUUACUGGCGUCUGCUGAACCCCGGGGAGUACCAGGUGACGGUGACGGCCGAAGGAUACGUUCCUGUCUCCCGCUCCUGCAGGGUGGAAUACGAGCACUACCCCACCAUCUGCGACUUCCAAUUAUCCAAAACGCCCAAGCAGAGGCUGCGUGAGAUCCUCGCCAAGCGGGGAAAGAUCCCCAAAGAGCUGCAGCUCCAACUGCACCGACUGCGUCUGCGCAAACAGGGUGCCAGCAACCGGCGCCGGACUGCACAGCGGCGUGUGGCUAGGAAAACACUUUGACCUUUGACCUGUUGUGCGGAGCAGUCACAGGAUUUAGAUUUUGGGAUCAAUUGGGGGUGCAUUCCCUGUAAUUAAGGAUCACAGUGUUUAUAAGCAGCACAAGUCUUACCUCAUUUUGUUCAGUCAGGAACUGAUGCAUUUGAAAUAAACUGAAUAAAAUUAAAG